CAGGCCGUAUGAACCCUACAGUCCAACAGCAACAACAACAACAACAACAAUAUUGCAAGAUUGCACCACUUUUCGAAAAGCAAUCUUGAAAUAUACAACAUGAGUAGCGACGAUGAGGAAGACAUUUUCUGUUACACGCCACUAUACAGGAGUCGGACCCAGAGCUCAUCACAGCUGCGGGAAAGAAAACCUUCUCGACUUUCUUUAUCUCAGAGGAAGAAUUCAGUUAAUCACUUAAGAGUUUCUUCAAAAGCAUGUGAAAAUAAACUGACAUCAAGCUCACACAAUGUUAAAGCAAACACUUCUUGUGCAACAGCAACCAUAGGGAAGAGGAAGAGUGUUGAAAGUGGUCUCCCAGAGAAUGACCACAAGACAGCUGAACUAGACAAGCUAGAUAGUGAUGUCUGCCCUUCAUGUAUGAUGCCAUGGAAGGAAUAUGAUAGAACUGGGAAGUCACGAGUGUUUCACACGGAUGAGUGCUUGGAUUUAGAUUUUUCCAUUAAAGAAGAAUGUAAAGAUGGUAUUGAAUGUUGUUCAAUAUCUGAAAGUCACUUUUGGAACAGCACACACAAGACCCUUGCAGAACUGCAUUCUCAGCAUGUGGGUGCAUUAACUCACAAUCUCUCUCAAAGUAAGAAACAAGAUCAGAACAAAAAAAAGAAACUUCACUCCCCCAGUGAAGACUCAGGCUAUGAAGACGUGGCAGUAGCUGGUCCCUCGAAACUCAGAGAAUCCACUUUUAAUUCAUCAGGAAAAAACAAAAAAUCUUGUAGUAUCAACUCACAAAGUGAGUUGAAUGAUGGACAUGUAAAUUUAGAUUUAGAUAACAGUAUACCACUGUUCAUUCUUGAUUCAGAUGAUACUAGUGAUGAUUCGACUGAAAUUUUUUCAGCAAAGGAACUGUUGCAAAACAAGCAUUCAUCUGAUGUAAGUUCAUCUAGUAAUGAAUUUAGUAAACCUAAGCAUUUUAAUAGCAUCAGUAAACAUUCUUCACCAAGCAAAGUUUGUAAAGGAAAUGAUUCAGUUAAUUUUUGGAAAAUGCAGAAAUCCCAAAUCUUGAUCUGGGGUCUGUACUCAAAACUACUCAGCACUAUCUUGAAGAUGAUGAGAACCCUCCAGCCAGAUUAUAAGGAGAAUGAAACCAAUGUGUCGAACAAUGAUGAAUAUAGUGAUACUACAAGAUGUUCUCUUGAAGACUUGCCUACCACACUUCAUCAAAAUGAUAAUAUUAAUACAGUGACAACUGAAAUUCAUAAUUUAAAGAAGUUAGAAUGUAAUAUAGAUAAUGCGACACGAAGUGAUGUUCAAAGCAAAGAAAAUGCUGAACUUUCACAUUUAAGGAAGCAAGUUGAUGAUAAUGAUGUUGACUCAGAAAUCUUUGAUGAUAAUAUCUUUGCACAGUUGGUAGAUAUGGCAGUGGAAAAGUACUUUGAUAAAAAUAAAAAUGAUAUGCCAUGUUGUGACUCUGCAGAAAAAAAGAAUCAAAGUAGUAACUCCAACAAAGAAUGUCCUGGGCAGCCAUCAUGUCAACCGUGUAUUCAUCUUCACUUUCAUCUUAAUGAAAUUCCAGAAAAAUUACCAGUGAAAGGUAGUGUUAAACAUUACAGAUACUGCAUAUCUCUCGCUGUCUCACUCUCUCGAUGGUUAAUUUGUGUGACACUGUAUUUUAUAUUUUUCACAGCUUGCAAGAAAUGUAAAACCAGUCAAAAACCUGCUGCCGAGAGCUGGAAACCUCUUAUGCAAAAGAUGCAGAGAAAACUGCGUCUUCCCAGUGUGUCUGACAGCUCUGAAUCUUCAAGAAAUCCCAAGGAAGUUAAUUUUGGAACUCAGCAAAGUGAUCAGAAUAAAAAAACAGCAUGGCAACAACGGAAAUGUCCUUUUUACAAGUACAUUCCAGAAACAAACAUUGUUGUGGAUGCUUUUUGCUAUGGUUAUCUUGAUGGUGUAAGUGCCUACUUCCUUACACACUUCCACUAUGAUCAUUAUAGAGGCCUCAAGAAGAGUUUUAAUCGUCCCAUUUAUUGCAGUGAAAUUACAGCUAAGCUUGUGAAUCUGAGGCUUGGUGUAGCUAAUCAGUUCAUAUUCCCUUUGCCUAUGGAGGAAUCAGUGGUAGUGUGUGGUCUAGAAGUUACACUGCUUGAGGCCAACCACUGUCCUGGAGCAGUGAUGUUUUUGUUCAAGCUAAGAACGGGUGCUACAGUUCUCCAUGUUGGUGAUUUCCGUGCUCACCCAAAGAUGGAAUCCUAUCCUGCAUUGUGGAACUGCUCCAUUGAUACUCUGUACUUGGAUACUACAUAUUGUAAUCCAGUGUAUAGUUUUCCUUCUCAAGAAGAUGUACUUGAAAAGUGUGUGUCAAUCGCUACAACCCAUGUUAAUGACAACUCUAAGACGCUCAUUGUUGUGGGAUCAUAUUCAAUAGGUAAAGAGCGGGUAUUCAGAGCCAUAGCCAUGUCUUUGAAUUGUCGUAUUUGGGCAAGUAACGAUAAACAGAAGAUACUAAGAUGUAUCCCAGAUGAAGAGAUACAAGCAAGACUCACCUCUGAUAAGUUCAGUGCCCAGGUUCAUGUCAUGCCCAUGAAUGACUUAAAACCAAAGAAGCUGAUGGAUUACAUAGAAACCAUGAAACCCCGGUACACAGCGGGUGUAGCCAUCCGUCCAACUGGUUGGGAGUAUUCAGAUAAUGAUGAAGACUUGGUUAACCUCUCUCCAAAACAGCAUGGAAAUGUUUAUAUGUAUGGCAUUCCAUACUCUGAGCACUCAAGUUAUGCAGAACUCAAACGAUUUGUCCAGUUUAUCCAUCCAAAAAAGAUCAUCCCUACAGUCAAUGUUGGCAAUUCCAAUACCAGAAAGAUGAUGGAGAAAGACUUCAGCGAGUGGUUGAGGAAACCUCGUGGCAGUAGUGUUGAACGGCUUUGGUAAAAAUCUAAUGUUUCUCUUUGAAAAAAUCUUCUUAUGUCCCUGUUAUUAUAUUAUCCUGAAUUCCCAGGUGUUCUUGCAUAUACAAAUGUCUCUUCCUUUAGCUACCUUGUUUCUUACCUGUUAUAUUCUUUUCUUUUUAUUGCCACACCUUACUUUAACUCUGUUAAGUGAGGUGUUGAAAAUUAUUCACAGUAAGUACAUGCUUUCAGACAUUCCUUUAUUACCAAGGUGAUAUCUAGUCUCAUCCUAAUGUUUUUGCAGUACAGUAAAGUAGUUUCUUUACUCUAGUUAUUUCAGUGAGAUUCAUCUUAUUUGGCUGUGGAAAGUAGGUUUUUUCUUUUUAUGCUCCAUGGGGAAGUGGAACAGAAUUCUUCCUCCAUAAGCCAUGUAUGUCAUAAGAGGCAACUAAAAUGCCUGGAGCAAGGGGUUAGUACCCCUUCUCUUGUAUAAAUUACUAAAUUUAAAAAGAAAUUUUUUUGUUUUUCUUUUAAGGUCACUCUGCCUUGGUGAGAAAUGGCUGGUUUGUUGAAAGAAAAAAAUAAUUUUAUUUGUGGUGAUGUAUUAAACCCAUAGGGGUCAUUCUGUGCCAGGGGACUGGAAGGUCCUCAAAUUUAGUUCAAGGAUGUGGGCAGGUCUAAUUCCUUUGAUCAAGAGCCCCUCUCCAGGAGUCUUGUAUAUUGUAAAUACUCUGGCAUUUUAUAUUUUAUACUUCACAUUUUUUAUUCAAGAAAAUUUUGACUUCAAACUAAAUGCACUGUUUCUUUGAUCUUUACACAAACAGCUGAGUAUUUCAUAAAAGCCAUUCAUGAAUUAAGAGGUCAGAGCUUUUCUAAAUAUCUAAUUCUUUUAGAAAACUGGUUGUAUCGCAUCAAGGCAGGGUGGCUCAAAAUGAAUAGUGAUAGUUUCUCCUUUUAAAUUUAGUAAUAUAUACAGAAGGGGUUACUAGCCCCUUGCUCCCAGCAUUUUAAUUACCUCUUAUGACAUGCAUGUUUCUCUAAAUAUACAGUACUGAAAUAGGUAAUUAGAUAGGUAGGGUCCAAGAGUUUGAAACUCAGUUCCAAAACUUACAAUUUUGUAUACACACCCCUGCCUUCCCUUCCUUGCUCUUAUUUUCUUACUCUCUCAUUUUGUAGUUUCCUCAGUCCUUUCCUGUCUUUCUUCCUAUCUCUCCUUCCUUCCUAUCUGCCUUACUUCAUACCUUUUUAUCUGCUGAUCAACAUUCUUACCUAUCAACAACUUUUCUACUCAUCAUCCCACCUUUCUAUAUUCCUAUCUUUUUCCUUUCUAUAUUCCUCCUGACAUCCUACUUCCCUUUGUAUAUUCUUCCUUCAUUUCUGUUGUUGUACUUUACUACCUUUUUCUGUUCCUUACCUUCCUUCCCUAUAUACCCUCAUAUACCACAAUUUGUAUAUGAAUUCCUAAGUUUUUCCAACUGUGGUAAUUUAUAUAACAAGAAAUGUAGUUCUGUUGUAUUAUCAUUUUGUAAAGUGAUUGUAGUAAAUUUAUUAAGGUGUUUUCUUUAUGAAUUUGAAUAUGUUUUUGUGCCAUUUACAACAGAUUGAAUAUGUAAAGAAACGUGAGGUACGGGGAUAGUACGGGUGAGCCUGACAAAUUUCAAGUUUUAUGGCAAAAGACUUCACCAUGUGGGUAAAAUUGACAGCGAUAUUUUUAAUGUAACAGGCUCAAAAAGUAGACAGUUUUAAUGGGAAAUGCAUUAGAAAAAUGUGUAAAGAUUAUUGUGAGAAUAUACACUCUGCUGUAAGUAAUGAUAUAGAAAUACAAUACCAAUUAUAUGUUAGGUGAGGUGCUUGCUGUAAUGUUGCAUGCCGUUAUGUUAUACAAAAUUCCAUAUGCGAUUCCGGAGGAUUGAGGGUCCAUUAACCUGUAAACGGUCCAAGCAGAUCUACGUUCAUAUGUGUAGUGCUACAAAAGUAGAUCUACAUUUUUUUUUACAUAUUUUCAAAUAUAACAAAAAAAAAGUAGAUCAAAGUUUUUUUACACAUUUUCAAAUGUAAAAAAAAACAAAAAGAAGAUCUACUUUUUUUACAUACUUUCAAAUGUUGAAAAAAAUGUAUAUAUACGUUUGGACCGUUUACGGGUUAAUACCCUGAUACACCAGAACCAGGAGCAUUACUACCUGAUAAAUUCAUAAUUAACAUUAUUGACUUCCUCAGAUGUUUAGUAAAUGUCAAAAUAAUAAAGUCACGAGGCAAGAGAGAUGAGAAAAGUGGGCUAGAGGAAUUAGGGACGCAUGACAUAAGGCUACAUGCAGUGCUCAUCGGCUUAGCCAUGUCCCGAGUGUGGCAGAUUCGCUUCACUACCUGUUAAGUUUACAGUUUCUGUCCCUUGCAGUAAUCUCAAAUAGGUUGUUCCAUGUGCAUUUAUCUUUGUUCACUCUAUUUAUCUUCAGUGCAUCAUAUAUAAUAUACCUUAUUGCAUAAAAGGUCAACAUUUUAAUUAUAUCAGGAAGCAGGCAGCCAGUUGGAAUGACAGCUAGUGAUAAUAAUAACUUUAAUUCCCAACAAGACACAUUAGGGUUGUAAUAGCAGGUGUAUUUUUUUUUUUACAGUGAAAACCCAUAAUUAUGUAUAUUAUUUUUGGCAGUCUGAAGCUAGUACUACCACUGUGAUUAAUAGUUUUAAGUACUUUAUUUUUUAACUCCCCUGUGUGGAUAUAUUUAAAGAGUGCUUAUUAUGAAUCCAUGAAGGAGUCAUUUUUAUAAGAAAAGCAGCACACUAGACUAAUGGACUAUACAGGAGGGCCCCGCUUAUAAAGCACGUUAGGUUUUGAGUUACUGCUGUAAAGUGAAAGUCUUUUUUCACUUUCAAAUGUAUAUAAAAGCCUGAUAACAUGUUUACACUAACAUAUAUUAAGUGAGCAAUAGAGCUAGACCUAAAAAAUGCAUAUACAGUAUACACAUUACUUCUUUCAACAAACUGGCUGCAUCCCACUGAGGCAGGGUGACCCAAAAAGAAAAACGAAAGUUUCUCUUCUUAAAUUUAGUAAUGUAUAAAGGAGAAGGGGUUACUAGCCCUUUGCUCCCAGCAUUUUAGUCGCCUCCUACGACAUGCAUAGUUUACAGAGGAAGAAUUCUGUUCCACUUCCCCAUAGAGAUAAGUGGAAAUAAACAAGAACUAGUAAGAAAAUAGAAGAAAAUCCAGAGAGGUGUGUGUAUAUAUAUACAGUGGACCCCCGCAUAACGAUCACCUCCGAAUGCGACCAAUUAUGUAAGUGUAUUUAUGUAAGUGCGUUUGUACGUGUAUGUUUGGGGCUCUGAAAUGGACUAAUCUACUUCACAAUAUUCCUUAUGGGAACAAAUUCGGUCAGUACUGGCACCUGAACAUACUUCUGGAGUGAAAAAAUAUCGUUAACCGGGGGUCCACUGUACUUGUACAUGUAUGUGUAGUGUAAAUAGAAUUAUCAAGACGUACCUGAAAUCUGGCAAGUUUAUGAGAUGGGAAAAAAACGCCAGCAGUCCUACCAAUAUGUAAAACAGUUACAGGCUUCUUCAGUUGUAUACUUUUCAUAUUAUAGAAAGGCAUGUAUGUACCAAAACACUGGGAGCAACAUACUUAUCUUUUGCUCCAUAUUUAAUAACCACACAGGCAAAUAAAAAAAUUAUUUUUCUUUUAUGGUUAAACCGGUUUUCAUAGAAAAUGGUUGACUGAAAAAAAUAAUUAAAGCCUGCCAUCAUUAAUGAAGGGUCAGUUCAUAUGUAUUUGAUGCUCUGUUUUGGUGUACUAAGGCUCUUCUUCAUUGUUUAUUCAUAACAUAAAGAGAAAUUUCAACAAGUACUUGUUAAUUGUAGAGCUGUUUGUACCACAGCAGUGAAUGACAAGUUUCACCAUUCAGUGAUACAAAAAUAUAUACCGUAGUUUAUUUUCUAGGCACCAGUGUACAAAAUUUUAUUUAUUGAUUAUUCUGUUACAAAUUUUUAUAAGCUUAAACUUGUAAUGUUAAAAUAUAUUUUAUAGAAACCUGAAAUCAUUUUUAUGUUAGAAAACAACUUUUUUAUUAAAUAUUGUACAGUAAUUUAGAUUUGUCAUUAAAAAGAUCAGUUUUCUUUU
Cherax quadricarinatus is the source of this 6986-nucleotide messenger RNA. Lineage: Eukaryota; Metazoa; Arthropoda; Malacostraca; Decapoda; Parastacidae. The record is from RefSeq and is a predicted model, not a curated record.